This is a messenger RNA of Helianthus annuus (common sunflower), 1861 nucleotides long. RefSeq lists its product as uncharacterized. NCBI's taxonomy places the organism in Eukaryota, Viridiplantae, Streptophyta, Magnoliopsida, Asterales, Asteraceae. The transcript has 2 exons. Gene Ontology annotation, cellular component: nucleus. Bases 19 to 1818 code for a protein of 599 amino acids. The record is from RefSeq and is a predicted model, not a curated record. Gene Ontology annotation, molecular function: transcription corepressor activity.
AUGUUUGGCUGCAAAUAGAUGGAUAAAGAUGUUGAUAAACGAGUCGAGUGGCUCCAUUCUGAACAGUAUUCUGCUGCCGGUAACAUUUUUGGAGAGCCACAAAAGACCACACGGGUCGGGAAUGAAUACCAGGCACAAAUCCCACCUUUGAUGACAGAAAAUGAGCGAGUCAAACUCAUAAACGUACCCGUCUGUGAAUUUGGUCUGUCAAUUCCUGUCACUUGGGUUCACAGUCAACAUAAGAAAGAGGAAGAAACCAUGGAUAUUGAAGCAAAUGCAAAGGGUGAGUCUUGUGAAACAGACAGUGAUUUGGUUCCGGUUCCUUGUUUAUCAAGUGAAGAACGUUGGAGCGCGAUUGAACAUGAUAGUUUUAUUCUUGGUUUGUAUAUAUUCGGCAAGAAUCUUCGCGUUGUGAACGAGUUCAUGGGGGAUAAAGGUAUGCCAAAUGUUAUAUCGUAUUACUAUGGGAAGUUUUAUAGAAGCGGUGAACACCAAAAAUGGUCGAUGUAUCGGAAAAAAAGAAUUAAAAAGUCUCUUCCUGGAAAAAAGAUUUUCAGAGGAUGGAGGCUGCAAGAGCUUUUGUCUCGAUUGCUUUCUAAUGUGACCGACGAGUGUAAAGCUAGUUUGACACAGGCCAUUAGAUCGUUUGAGGAGGGUAAACUUUCGUUUGAGAAGUAUGUGUUCACUUUAAGGGAUACGAUGGGCCUCGAUCUUCUUGUACAAGCCGUAGCCAUUGGCAAAGGAAAACAAGACCUUACUAUCAAGACCCGAACGCGAUUAAGAAGCAAAAAAGUUCAAUCUACAUGCUCGUCUCUUAAAACAGAAGAAAUUGUUGAUAUUUUGAGGGAUCGAAUUGGAUUAAGCAAAACGCGGUUAAAUGAGUUCUUCUGGGCCGCUGUGUGGCCUCGGCUUUUGGCUAGAGGAUGGCACUAUGAACAGGCUAGAAACUACGCGUUCGAAAACUCGAAGAAUUUAGUGUUUCUUGCACCUGGUGUGACAAAGUUUUCAAGGAGGAGUCUGGUCAAAGGAAGUCAAUAUUUUGACUCGUUGACUGAAGUGCUGAAUAAAGUUGCAUCUGAACCGCACCUUCUUGAACACGAACCUGACAAGGACCGGUCGGUCGACCCAUAUGAAGCACACGGGUCAGAUGAUGAACAAGAUUCGAUGAAAUGCACGGUUGUGGAUACCAGUUUCGUUGGGCUUGUUAAAGUCAGAGAGCUCACAAGUUUGACUGAUUUUAAACCUGCAGAUAUGCAAGCGUCGGCUAAUGUAUCCGGAGAAACCGCACAUGACACAACAGAAGAAUCUCAAAAUGAAGACGUGAGUCUUAAGAAAGCCGAAAAUACGAAAAUGGAUCUCUCUACAGAUGGGCAACCAGCAAACAAACAGAAGUUGGUAUACAAACGAAAAACGAAACAUCAAACUGUCGUUAAUAUUAAAAACGACAACACUUGUGGUGAAGAUGAAGACGUGGAAGAUGCUGCAUGUUUUGAUAAGAAGCAUACGAGGAUAGUGAUCGACUUGAACAACCCUCGAGUGGGUCCAUGUUCAGAUGAUGAUAACAAAUCAUCUUCUGCUAAACCUUCAGUUGUGUCUGUAACAACCUCCAAGUCCAACCAGACUGACCCGUUGACUCUUGCUAAUGGUCAACGACAAAGUAGAAGAAACCGUGCAUUGACCACAAAAGCAUUGGAAGCUCUUGAGAACGGAUUCAUGAACCCGAUAAUGAACAGGAGAGAGCCAGUGGAUGGGACCCGCAGGCGUGUUCGUGCUAAAAUGGGUCAUGUAUCAAGUUGUGGUCAAAUAGUACUUACAUAGUUAAAGAUUGUGCUUGAUUUUUAUAUAAACAUGUUUGAGUUUA